AGGUCGUGUGCGGAUUACGAGGAACUGCAGCCUUUGGGAACGUCUUCGAGAAGCAGAAGGAUUUUGCAGCAGAACGCGCAUCGGAAAAACGAGGAAGAUGACGUCAUGGACCCGCAGCACAUCAAGAAGAUGCUGGAGUGGGAGCUGAGCCUGGACUCGAACGACUUGCGAUCGCACGCCUGGUACCACGGGUCGAUCCCACGAGCCCACGCCGACCGCAUUCUCCUGCACGACCGGGAGUUCCUAGUUCGCGACUGCGGCUCGCAUCCCGGAAGCUUCGUUCUUUCCUGCCGCCACGGAAAGACCUGCCUUCAUUUCGUCAUCAAUCGAGUGUUGGUGCAACAGGGGACCAUCUACGAAAGGAUUCAGUUUCAGUUUGAAGAGGAAAGCUUCGAUUCCGUCGCCGGAUUGAUCACUUACUAUGUGGGCAGUGGGAAGCCGAUUUCCAGCAGUUCCGGGGCUCGGAUUUGUCAUCCGAGGAAAACCGCUUCUGCCGUAACAUCAGAUAAAAUCGAACGAUUGUUUUCAUUGAGAGGUGGAGAAAUCGAAGAA
Molecule: messenger RNA, 552 nt
Organism: Notodromas monacha
Lineage: Eukaryota; Metazoa; Arthropoda; Ostracoda; Podocopida; Cyprididae
Source: the annotation of a GenBank genome assembly